Molecule: messenger RNA, 381 nt
Organism: Anthostomella pinea
Lineage: Eukaryota; Fungi; Ascomycota; Sordariomycetes; Xylariales; Xylariaceae
Source: the annotation of a GenBank genome assembly
AUGGCCAAGAAGUGGCACUUGACCCGGAAGGAAAUCGAAGAUGGAACCGGACGUGAGGUAAUCCUGUUCGGAUGGGGCAAUGAAGCCCACCAUCCGGCUAUUAAGAACACGAGCUUCUAUCAGAAUGGCGACGCCCUCGAACAUUGGGACCUCUCUAUGCACCACGUCUUCAAAGCUCGAUUCAGUGGUAGAAAGCCCUCGUUCCUGACGUCCAUGGCAGCACUUGGUCUGCCAUACAAGAUCAACAACUACAGCAUCGCAAACAACGCCGGCAACCACUCCGCCUUCGCCAUGCACUUGCUGCUCGCCCUGAGCUACAUGACCGAUAAGCAGAGUGAGACACUCCACAGACGCGAGAACCUGCCGCCUUUGGAUGUGUAG